Notothenia coriiceps (black rockcod) is the source of this 692-nucleotide messenger RNA. Its product is annotated as E3 ubiquitin-protein ligase TRAF7-like. The annotation marks the transcript as partial. NCBI's taxonomy places the organism in Eukaryota, Metazoa, Chordata, Actinopteri, Perciformes, Nototheniidae. Gene Ontology annotation, molecular function: zinc ion binding. The record is from RefSeq and is a predicted model, not a curated record. The transcript has 5 exons.
AUAAGUGCCCGGUGGACGCGGCUAAGCUAACGGUGGUGGUGAACAACAUCGCGGUGGCGGAGCAGAUCGGAGAGCUGUUCAUUCACUGUAAAUACGGCUGCAGGGCCACAGCCAUCGCUGCAGGGGGCGCCGCGGCCCCCCCCACCACCACCGUGGCCGGGAAGCCAGGAGUGUUCGAGGUGGACCCGCUGGGAUGCCCCUUCACCAUCAAACUCACCACACGCAAAGAGCAUGAAGCCAGCUGUGACUACAGGCCGGUUCGAUGCCCGAACAACCCCUCCUGCCCCCCCCUGCUCACCAUGAACCUGGAGGCUCACCUCAAAGAGUGUGAGCACAUCAAGUGUCCUCACUCCAAGUACGGUUGCACGUUCAUCGGGAACCAGGACACGUAUGAAACUCACCUGGAGGUUUGUAAGUUCGAGGGUCUGAAGGAGUUCCUGCAGCAGACGGACGACAGGUUCCACGAGAUGCAGCUGACCCUCGCUCAGAAGGACCAGGACAUCGCCUUCCUGCGCUCCAUGCUGGGGAAACUCUCGGAGAAAUUAGAUCAGCUCGAGAAGAACCUGGAGCUCAAGUUUGACGUGUUGGAUGAGAACCAGAGUAAACUGAGCGAGGACCUGAUGGAGUUUCGUAGAGACGCGUCCAUGCUUAACGUAAGUGUGUGCCAGAGACAUAUUAUUCACUCUCUUUAA